GUAAAUGGCGGAAAAUAUUAGCUCGAAUUCUGGUACUCAGUAUAGCAAAUUAAAUGACCUGGUUAUUCCACAGAAAGAUCCUAUUCUACUUCAAAAGAUUUUACAAAAGAAUGGGUCGGAGGCUCCUCAGAAGGAUCAGGUGGCAAAAAUAGGUCAAAAUCUUCCUCAAAAUUUACAAAAAGUGCGGAUUGUAGAUCUUUGUACAGAAGACAAGAACAAAAUUGGAGAGUUGUUUAAAUAAAGUGACAGACCUAAAACUCAGCUGCGAUACUAUUGAAAAGCGAAAUAAAGACCUUGAGGAUCAACUGCAGACGAAGAAUCAGGAAUAUGAACAACUUCUGAAUAAAUUCCAAGAAUCAGUAGAAGUUAUUAAGAACCUCAAGGAAAAAGAUGCUCAGAAAGAGCAACAGCUGGCUGAUCUAACAAGGGAGAAGGAGAAUAUUGCUGAAAAUAUCCAAAAACAGAUGGCUAAUCAGCAAGUUCCUCAAAAAGAGACACAAAAUACCCAGGAGACAGGGAGUGCUACCAUUGAUAAGACAUUUAUGGAACAAUUUAGCAAAUUUAAUAAGACUAUUGAAGAACUAUCAAUGAAUUUCAGCAUGAUGAAGAAGAGAGAUGAAUCCCCUGAACUUAUAAAAAUACCUAGGAAAACCCAGAAAAAGGGACUCAAGGGUAUGAUCAAGUAUGCUGAUUCGGAUCAUAAUUCAGAGACCGACCAGAGCCCUGAAAGAAGGCUUGGGUCUGAGACAGAAGAAGAAUGCUGCCUCAAAAAAUCAAAAAGAGUCAAGAGGAAAACUUCAAAGACCAGAAAGAAUGAAUUUAAAGCAAAAGACAAGAUUUUGAAAAACCAAAAGAAAAAGAAAAAUAGAAACAAUAGUAGCGAUAGCAACCAAGAAACAAGCAAAUUUGCUUCCAGACAAACUGAGAGGAACCCUCAAAACUUCAAUAAUGAGUUCGAGCUAUCAAACAGUAGAAUGAGAUAUAAUAAAGUUGCAGAGAAAGCGAUGGAUGAAAUGGGACAGAUUACAAGCGAAGAUGAAGACCUUAUGAUUCAUAAAAAGAGACAGCAUAUAAUUAGCUCUGCAAAGAAAGAAGAACCAAACAAGUCUCGUAGGUUACAAAACAUGCUUAAAAAUGCUGCUUUGAAUUCUGAGGAUAGUAUUGACCAGACACCUUCUUCCCAAGAAAUGGAAGAAGUUGUACCUGAAAGUCAUCCUUUCUCUUAUAAAAUUCCUACUCAGGAUAAUAUGUAUGGUCAAUGCUCUCAGAAUUAUGCACAGAAUUAUUCUCAGAGCUAUUCUCAGAACUAUCCUCAAAGUUUCCCUCAGAAUACUUUUAAUUUCCAGCCUGAGGCUACUUUUAGCCCUCAUAAUGAUCAGAAUUACUCUGGGCAUCCCCAGUUAGGCCAGUCUUAUCAGAAUUUCCCUGCAUCUCAGCCAGAAAUGGGCUAUAAUCAAUAUUCGAACAUGUACUCUUAUGGUUCUCAACCAGGGAUGGGAGUGCAGCCUGGGGCUCCAUCCAUGGUUGGCCAAUCUAGCUACAUGCACAGGGAGGUUGAACCUCUGAAGUUUAGCAAUGAAAGUCCUAUCAGAUCCAAAAACAAAUUUGGUGAGUCAAAGAAUGCCAGAAGAGAUUUAUAUGAUGACACUUUAUUUGAUCAGAUUUAUGAAAUGGAAAGCCAAGAUUCAAUGCAUAAAUAGCCAAAUAACCAAGAAAUAUCUCAAUUCAA
Molecule: messenger RNA, 1729 nt
Organism: Moneuplotes crassus
Lineage: Eukaryota; Ciliophora; Spirotrichea; Euplotida; Euplotidae
Source: the annotation of a GenBank genome assembly